This is a messenger RNA of Dermacentor albipictus, 402 nucleotides long. NCBI's taxonomy places the organism in Eukaryota, Metazoa, Arthropoda, Arachnida, Ixodida, Ixodidae. The record is from RefSeq and is a predicted model, not a curated record.
AUGGCUGUCGUGAACAUGAAGAUAGUCUUCGUUUUGGGGAUCCUGUUUGGCGCAGGCCGGUUCCUGGUUGACAAGCUGUCGCGUCUCGCCUUCCCUUUCUGCGACCACCCGACGAAGUGCUUCGACUACGCGGAGGAGCUGGCCGCCAGCGUGGACCCCAGAGUCGACCCGUGCGACAGCCUGUACGACCACGUCUGCGGCAAAUGGGACAGGCAACACCCAUCUAUUGAACCGGGACUCUCGAGCCAAAUCGCUUUGCUCCAACAUCGCGUGCAGUCGUUCGUGCUGGGCGAGCUGGAGCGUUCGCCGCCUGAUCACCCCGUGCUGUCAGUGCGAAGGAGCCUGGCCGCGCUCCAGAGUUGCAGAAAGUUUACUCCGAAAGCAGAGAGGACACAGAGGUGA